This is a messenger RNA of Lasiodiplodia theobromae, 3399 nucleotides long. Its product is annotated as Iswi chromatin-remodeling complex ATPAse isw2. Gene Ontology annotation, cellular component: nucleus. The transcript has a single exon. Gene Ontology annotation, biological process: positive regulation of transcription by RNA polymerase II. Lineage: Eukaryota; Fungi; Ascomycota; Dothideomycetes; Botryosphaeriales; Botryosphaeriaceae. The record is from RefSeq and is a predicted model, not a curated record. Gene Ontology annotation, molecular function: DNA binding; ATP-dependent chromatin remodeler activity; ATP binding. The coding region runs from base 1 to 3399 and encodes 1132 amino acids.
AUGGACCGCCCGAUUGUGCCUGUGCAGGGCAAUCGGACUGCGCCCACCACGCCGCGGAGGAACACUUACAAAGAUCUCGUCAACGCCUUUGGAUUCCAGCGCAGCCCGACUUCGGUCACCCGCGCUCGAAGGUCCAACAAUUCCGCCGCCAAUCCCGCCGCCAAUUCCGCGCAGACAAUGUACACUGCUGAUCCAGAUCGGAUGCUCCCUGACGAGCUAUCCUUGCCUCAGCGUCCCGCGACCCCGCAAAUGAUCAAGCUCGGCAGUCCGCUGCCAGACUCACCUUCAGACGACCUACCUGUUGCAAGUGAGGAGUUCAGUCCAAGGCGCUCUCUCCGUCCGCAUGGCAAUCCGGAUUACACCAUCUUACCUCGCACGAAAAGGUCUCCCAAGAAGGAGAAGGAGAAGAAGAAGUUGCUGAGUUCCAACAUGGAGGAUUUACUGGCGGCAUCUCUCAGGUCGAAGGUCUCUACCGCGCGUAGGCAGAUCCGCGCUGAGAUUGAGCAAAACACCAAGGUGAAGCAAGACGCCUUCUUGCACCACCAUAGCAGCUAUUUUCUUCCCCUCCUCCCAGCAACGAACUACGUUGCAAAGCUGAAGGAUAAGAAGCAUAGAGCCUUUGCUUCCUAUCGCGAGCUUGACGAACAACCCGAAGGUGUCACGGCUACACUGAAGCCCUACCAGUUAAGCGGCCUGUCUUUCCUGGCUCACAUGUACAACAACGGAAUGCCUUGCAUGUUGGGAGAUGAGAUGGGUCUCGGCAAGACACUACAGACGUUGUCGUUGUUUCAACUGCUGGAGGAGCAACACCCGAAUCGCUAUGGUGAGAACCGGCCGUAUCUUGUGGUGUGCCCUCUAAGUGUUGUCAAUUCAUGGGUCAACGAGGCGCAGCGAUGGACUCCUGGACUGAAAGUCCUCCGCUUCCAUGGUCCCAAGGCUGAACGCGACGCGUUGAAGAAGGUCGCCACCGGUCAUGUGGACAAGUAUGGCAACGAGACCAAUCGCUCCAAAAGGCGGACUGGUGAUCGCCGUCGUGCUGCGAACAACACUAUCAACCUCGAUGAUGACAACGACGAGGAUCUCUACAAGAUCAUUAUCACAACCUACGAGACCUUCGUCGCCGAGCAGAGUUGGCUGAAGACAGCCUUUGUUUGGCGCUACGUCGUGCUUGAUGAGGGCCAUCGAAUUAAGAACAGCUCAUCCAACUUGGCACAGGCACUCCAGGGCUUUAGCGCAGAAUAUCGGUUGAUCCUAACCGGCACUCCCCUUCAGAAUGACUUACAUGAAAUGUGGAGCUUGCUUCACUGGAUGUUACCGGAAGUUUUCACCGUUAACACUGCUUCACUCUUCAAAAAGUCGUUCGAUCUCGCCAAUGGACAAGUUAACAUCUCCGUUAUGGACAAUGCGCGUCAGCUUCUUGAACUUCUUAUGCUGCGACGAAUGAAGAACAGUCCCGGUGUCGACCUAAAUCUUCCCCCCAAAGAGGAAGUACUGUUAUAUUCUCCACUAACUCCAUUGCAGAGGUUUUGGUACCUCAGGCUGUUAACGCGCUCUGAUGGAGCUGUACUUAACGACCUUUUUGCUGGCAUCAAGGGCAAGGAGAAGAAGGCUUUGAAGAAGGAAUUCGAGGAAGACAAGAAGCUUAAGGUGUUAGAAGAGGCCGAGGCCGGUGAAGCUUCGACAGACGUCUGGGAGGAGAUGCGCGAGAGCAUGAUGAAAAGUCUGGCAAACGAACGCGAGGAGGAAAAAACCAGUGAUUGGACCAAGCUAAUGAACCUGGUCAUGCAGCUUCGCCUAUGCUGCACUCACCCGUACCUUCUUCCUGGAGUCCAGCCAGAACCAUACCUCCUCGGCGACCACAUCAUCCGCGCGUCUGGAAAGUUCAUUGUUCUCGAGAAGCUUUUAGAGGAUUUGAUCAUCAAGCGUGGCAAGAAGGUCCUCAUCUUCUCGGGAUUUACAAGUACCCUGGACCUUUGUGAAGACGUCUUAAACCUUCUUGGCGGCGAUGGCGAGGGCUUCCGCUUCUUAAGGUUCGACGGGUCGACCGAACGAGCACGGCGCAACCUCGAUCUUCGCUUAUUCAAUGAUAAGUCCUCCGACUACAUGGUGAUGAUCGUCUCAACGAGGGCAGGUGGACUUGGCAUCAACCUGACUGCCGCGACUGAGGCAAUUUUCCUCGACGAGGAUUGGAAUCCUCAAAUCACUCUUCAAGCCGAAGCUCGUGCUCAUCGAAUCGGUCAGACGCAGCCUGUCACUAUUUAUAAAAUUUGCACGCAGGGAACCGUCGAAGAGCAAAUGAUGGGGAGAAUUCGCAAGAAGCUCUACCUUUCCGCCAAGAUCACGGAGUCCAUGAAGACAGUGUACGGCACUCCAGCCAAGAGGAAGCGUACCAAUGCAGCUGCAACUGAGGAGGAUAGGCCGCAUCUCAACGUGUCUCAGCUCAAGACCCUUAUCCGUCGCGGAGCCCAGACCCUCAGCCAUCCCGAGAUUGACUUCACGGAAAUGCUGUCUUGGGAUGUGGUCACCAUUUUGGAAAAGUGCCGGGACAAGCCAAGUGACCCUCAAGUCGGCGAAGAUGACCACACUAUCGAUGAACAACAAUGGCUUUCAUCUAUGGAGAAAGUCGAGACCGCUGUCUUCGACGGUCGCCGAAUCCAACGGAACAUGGACCCUGGCCUCUUCCGUGUGAAUCUGGAUCUCAGCCGAAACGAUCGCCGGAAGGGAAAGAACACGACGGUCAUGGUUGACGGUUUUGCGGUCAGCAAGCAAAGCAUGAUGUGCGACGACUGGGAGGCUAUUCCGACCCUAGCUGGAAAGGAUCCGCGACUGGCGGACCGCGCCAGGAAGAAGAAGGCGGCGAUUGUCAACCAAGAUCACUGCCAAGAAUGCUGGGAUGGCGGCGAUAUCUUGCUCUGCUCGCUCUGUCCACGCAGCUACCACGAGGACUGCCUGACGGACGAGCAGGCGGCGGGUGUUGGGGUCAGCAAGCAGUUCAUCUGCCCACAGCAUAUCUGCGGAGAGUGUACCAAGCGCACGAGUGAGGCCGGCGGCAUGCUGUACCGCUGCCGCUGGUGCCAGCUAGCCUUCUGCGAGGACUGCCUCAACUUCGACCGGGCCGAGCUUAUCGGCGACACUCUCCCUGAGCUGAAGCUCCUCGGCUUUGCGGAAGUCAGGCAGGCGUACUACGUUAAGUGCCAUGUCUGCACGGACAUACAUGAUGCUAAUCCCGAGACGAAGGAGUUCUGUGAGGAGCAGGAAUUCCAGUUUGAGAGGCAGUGGGAGGAGGUUAAGGAGGAGCAGGAGGCUAAGAGGGUCAAGAUGGAGAUGGAGACCGAUAUCAAAGACGAGGUCAAGGAAGAGAUCAAGACGGAAGAUGGUUGGGCUUCAGACUACAUUUGA